AUGAAGGCUUCUUUCCAAUCUCCACUCCGUCGUUUGGGUUGUGCCAAGUAUGUGAUGCUGUCUCUGAUUCCGCUUGUCAACCAAUUGUUCCCGCUGCUGUGGACCAAAAACUACCUCGGUAUGAUCUUGUUUCGAGAUCGGCACGACUUCCCCCUCGUCACGGUCUCUUCACAGACAGGAUACAACACAUUGGAAGAAACGUAUGAUAACCGCCAGCAUCAGGAGCUCCUUCAUCUUCUCAAGAGGAACCCUAAGCCUCGUAUUCUAUUCGUUCGUGACAAUGCAGCGAAGAGCACUGAUGCCACGACCAUGCCCACCAGGCUAGGGUCAAUGUAUCGUCUUGUGUCCAACCUGAGCGACAGCAAGGUAGGGGGAAAAGCCAUCCGAUGGGAACUUCCGGGACUUCGGGAGCAACCCAAGUAUCCGCUUGUCAAAGGCUUGUGCGAAGGCAAGGGUCCCGAUUGUGUCAUACCUGAACUAUGGCUUUCGAACAGGAACAUUACGGCUUGCAAUCCCAUUCACGAAAUUGACCUAUCCAAAGGUCCUCGAAUAGUUGCGAAGGGCGGGAAGCGCUUGGUUUGGAAAGUCAGCCAACCAGUUGUCAAAAAGUACGAGACUGGUGGCAAGUUCUCAACUACCCAUAACGCAACCGUGCAACGAAAGAAACGCUUCCCCAACGUGGUCCUCUUUCGAUUGAAACCGCCGCGAGAGGAUGAUCUAGCAGCCCUCAAGAUGUUUCGUUUGAGCAGAGACAUGCCAAAUGACUUUGGACCACAGUCCAUUGACAAUCAGCACCGCGAUGCGAUGAUUCAUCAACUCUUGACUUCAUCGCCCAACAUUGUGAAUAUCUACGGUUACUGUGGAGCCUCGGCGGUGUACGACUUUGCAGAUGGAGGCAAUCUACAAGACAACAUUCUUGGUUCUACUUACAAAAAGCAAAAGAAGGGCAUGCAAGCAAAACCCGGCAGUGGACCCUUGCACGAGGACGAGCUCCUGGACGUGGCCCAUCAGAUUGCAAGUUCUUUGGCCGACCUUCAUCUCUUGAACACUCACACUGGAGAGCCCAUGAUUUCCCAUGCAGAUAUCUAUGGACCCCAAUGGGUCAAAGUACGGGGAAAAUACCAGCUCACAGACUUCAACCUGGCCAAGCUAUUGGUCCGAUCCAAGUUCAAGAAUGUCAUGUACCCUUUCACACGAGAUGUCGUGGACAACUGGUUUGCACCAGAAGUUCAUCGACAAAGAAAGGUAGCGAGGCCGAGUGUCACUUACAAGAUGGAUAUCUUUCAGCUGGGCAACAUCCUCUUCAUGUUGCUCGUGGGGAAGCCGCCAUUUGGAAAGAAGAAACGAUGGGAUGUACACAAACUCGUCACGGAACAACAGCAGCUCGUGGAUGAGAUCCCUGAUAUGAUCCGAUACAGCAGCGACGACUUUGCUCAAAUGGCACUGGUGGAGAUUAUUGAUUGGUGCCGUCAGGAGGAUCCCGACAAACGACCAACCGCGCGACAAGUCGUCAAGUUUCUCAGGCACAAGAUCGCAGUACGGGACAAGUAUGACAGCGUGCAAACCAUCAAUCAACGAGCCAAGAGAUUCCCGUCCGUGAAAGAACGGAUAAAGGUCUACAUGUCCAGUUGGUACGCUUGUCCCUGUGCUGACAAAAAGAAGCAGAAGACGAAGAAAAGCAAUGGCAUGUCUAGCCCAGCGUCUUCCUUUAUCCAGUACCAGUACGUUCCCAGCAACAAGAAGGGAGGAGGAGGACAGGAUGCCGUCUUGAUCCAAGCACCACAAACAAGCCGGGAUACCUUUUCCUAUUCCUGGAAUCGCAUUGUUAGGCUAGAACCGGGAAUACGGACGGAUGAUGCGAUGAUCAUUGUACCAGCUGCGUUGGAGGGAAGCACGAACACGUCUUCUCAUGCUGGAUUCCGGAACGAUAUCGUCCAAACACUGCUACCCUUCAUGGAGAUGUUGCAUGAUAAACCUAUCAUUUCUCAAUGGGGAGACAAGAAAUCGUUGGUGAUUUCGAGCUCGGAGGCGACCUUGGCUGACACAGACACCACUGCUACAAGAGAGAAUAGACGACCUCUGAUAUCCCUUCCUCACCUGAAGAAGUGCCGCCGUGCAUUGACCAAAGACGAGCGCAGACAAAUCACAAACAGUGGGAGCUGUUACAGCAGCGCGGACCGUCCGCACUCUGAUUUCCCAAUAGUUUGGAAGCUAGAUAGCAAUCGACUCUUGGGUUGGGUACCCUUUGUGCACAGGAAUGACAAACUCUGGACCGAGAAGCAAUCCAAGGCGGUCUGGCGUGGACGACUGACUGGUCAAGCACUGUCGGAGAAUAGGGCGGUGCUUAGGUCGGAAGUAUCGGAAAAGGAGUACUGUCGAGCUCUCAAGCGCUGCAACUUUGUCCUGCAGCACCACAACUCAACGAUGGUGGAUGCCCGGCUCAUCACGUUACAGAGCAAAAAGCUAAGCGAGAAAGUGGAUGGAGUGCCCCUCCUUGGCGACAAAAAAAGUAUGCGAGAGCUUUUGGAUUACAAGGUCCUGAUUGUAAUGGAAGGCAAUGACGUUGCUUCGGGUCUUGGUUGGUCAUUGCGCUCCAACUCGGUUGUGAUGAUGCCACGUCCUACGUUUACAUCUUGGUUGAUGGAGGAGUUACUGGAGCCCUGGGUGCACUACAUCCCUUUGAAUGACAAGCUCGACGACGUGGAGGAGAAAAUGGAAUGGAUAAGAGAAAACGAUGCCGAGGCAGAGCAAAUAGCUAUUCGUGGAAGUCUGUGGAUGGCAGAUCUUCUGGAACAUCCAAAUGUGAAGUCGGACGACGAACGGAUCUUUCGUGGCAUUCUAGAACGCUACGAGAGGUUCUUCGUCCCUUCUUGGACACUGCAGAAGCAAUAUGAUGCAAGCUCCUCCACCAUAGGUAGCUGGGACUUCUCCUGGAAUGAUCCAUAG
This is a messenger RNA of Seminavis robusta, 2946 nucleotides long. The record is from the annotation of a GenBank genome assembly. Lineage: Eukaryota; Bacillariophyta; Bacillariophyceae; Naviculales; Naviculaceae.